Messenger RNA from Limulus polyphemus (Atlantic horseshoe crab), 1845 nucleotides. RefSeq names its product 4-coumarate--CoA ligase 1-like. Lineage: Eukaryota; Metazoa; Arthropoda; Merostomata; Xiphosura; Limulidae. The coding region runs from base 122 to 1750 and encodes 542 amino acids. The record is from RefSeq and is a predicted model, not a curated record. Gene Ontology annotation, molecular function: CoA-ligase activity. The transcript is spliced from 10 exons.
GCAGAAGACGAUCUCCACAUUUCUUCGAAGAGUAAUUUGUAACGAACGUUUGGCGGCCAUUCCCCGAAAAUACGAAGACUUAAGUGUUGUUUUAUAUAUAAGCAACCCGCUCUAACAAAAUAUGUAUAAGAUGAGUAAUAAUUCGUUAAUAUCAGACGAAAAGAUUCUUACUUCUCCUCGGUCUUCAGUUGAUAUACCCAACAUCUCUUUGACAGAAUUUCUCACGUUGACACUGGAAAAAUACGGUGAUAAACUAUUAAUGGUUUCACACGACAAAUCUCGUUUUUAUACUGCCCAAGAUGUCCUUCUGAGCAGCAGACGAUUUGCUAGCGCGCUCAUACGACGUGGUUUGAAAGUAGGAGAUGUAUUUUGCAUUUGCACCGCUAAUAACAUCGAUUAUGCGGCAGCGGCAUUAGGAGCAAUGAAUGCAGGAGCAGUCAUUAGUUUGGGAAAACCCAUGGAUAAAGCAGAGGAACUUCGCUCUAGGCUGGAACAGACUGCUUCUGCUUACCUUCUGGUAGAGAAGAAUAAUUUAGAUAAAGCCAAAAAAGCGACGAAAAACUUACCAAAUUUUCAGGAGAUACUGGUGUUUGAGAAGUCUGAAGACUGUCCAUCGUUUUUGGAACUUGUUGAGGAAGAUGACGGAUCUGCCUUUACUGGUCCUCCUGCGAUUGAUCCUAAAGAAACGCCUUUACUGUUAACGUUUUCUAGUGGAACUACUGGAUUACCCAAAGCCAUUGUACAUACUCAUUACACUUUUCUUUUCACGGUCGUCAUUACCACGCAUCCGACUGUUUGGAAGUUUUCCCAGGAUGACAUUGUUCUUGGAAUGUAUCCAUUUUGCCACGUGGGGGGUUUUCUCUUUCUUAUUAUUGCUCUGUCUGAAGGUGUGACCAUAAGCGUUGUGCCAUCCUACGACUCAGAUUUAUUCUUAGAGGUCAUACAAACACAUAAGGUUUCUGCUGCUCUGGUGUCAGUUUCAAUAGUUUAUCGACUUCUUAGAGACCCCAAGGUGCAACAAUAUAAUCUCACCAGUGUAAAGGAGAUUAUAACAUGGGGAGCUCCUCUUAAUAAGGAAUUCAAUGAAGAAGUUCUUAUGAAGGCUUUUCCUUUCCUAAGAUCUUUCCGACAAGUGUAUGGAUUAAGUGAGCUUCUUGUUAUUGCUUCUGUGGAAAAAGGAAAGAUUACACCUAACUCUGCUGGAAAAUUAACUUCUUCAACAGAAUUAAAGGUUGUUGAUCUCGCCACAGGGGUCACUUUAGGCUCGAAUGAAAGUGGAGAAUUCUAUGUUCGUGGUCUACGGGUGAUGAAGGGCUAUCUUAAUAACCCCAAAGCUACAGCAGAAGUUUUUACGGAAGAUGGUUGGUUUAAAACAGGAGAUUUUGGCCAUUACGACUUGGAGGGAAAUCUCUACAUCACUGACAGGUUAAAAGAAAUGAUCAAAUCAGGAUUUCAUCAAGUUUCUCCUACUGAAAUAGAAUCUGUGUUAUGUAGUCAUCAGGCCAUAGAGGACGCCGCUGUAGUAGGAAUCCCAGAUUCCACUUUAGGAGAAGCGCCUUAUGGAUUUGUGGUGAUGAAACCAGAUAGUCACGUGACACCUGAAAACAUACAUUGUUUUAUUUCCGCUCGUCUAGCGCCAGAGAAACAGCUAAAGGGAUUGGAGUUUAUAGACAAAAUUCCUCGGUCACAGUUCGGAAAGAUUGAACGUAAAUAUUUGAAAGAUCACGUUGUCCAAAAACUGAAGAAAUGAUCACUGGUUAGUGGCUCUGAGGCAAAACAACAACUUAUAUACUUCAUUUUUUAAACAGUAUUUUCUGUGAAUUAAACAGCUACACGAUAAAAGCA